AAGAGGGCUAAACUCCGAAACCGUCCAAAGGUAGAGGAAGGCCUCUCCAAUCAUCGUCUCUCACUCGGGCGCCGCCGCUUCUUCCUCCCCGUCCCUUUUUCUCCCAUUCCUUCGUCCUUCUGAUCGCCGCCUCCUCGGGUUUCUGGUAAUCCUCUCGCUCCCCUUGGCGCCUCUCUCUUCUCGAGGAGGUUCCCUCGCCGAUCGUUCUCUUGGUAGCUCAAUCGGAAGAGUUCCGAUUUCCGUAAGAUGGGUGGAAAAUCUAAGGGAAAGAACAAGUGGAGAGCAUUGAAUUCCACUCCUGUUACUUCCUCAGAAUCACAAUCAAAGCCUCUUGAUCCAUUGACAUCACCCAACGAUGGUUCUGAAGCUGCAAAAGUAUCUAAUGGUAAUGCCAAUGGAGUUGAAGAGGCAAGGAAUAAAUCUCCUGCAGCGGAUGGGAGUGCUGGUGACAAGGCACAGAAUUCAGAUGCUCCAGCAACAACCACCGAUCAGGCAGAAGGUGAGCUUCAUCUCUACCCUGUCCCAGUCAAGACACUUUCUGGUGAGAAACUGGAGUUACAGCUAAGCCCAGGGGAUUCUGUGAUGGAUAUCAGACAGUUCCUUCUUGAUGCUCCAGAGACAUGUUUCUUUACAUGCUAUGAUUUGAGGCUGCAUACUAAAGAUGGUUCUGUUUAUCAUUUAGAAGACUACAAUGAAAUUUCUGAAGUUGCAGAUAUUACUAUUAGAGGUUGCUCCUUAGAGAUGGUUGCAGCACUAUAUGAUGACAGAUCUAUCAGGUCUCAUAUUCGCCGUGGCCGGGAAUUACUAUCCCUCUCAAAUAUGCAAACAUCCUUGUCAACAUUUCUGGCUUUGCAGCAUGAAAGUGCACAGCGUAAAACUGCAGAUGCUGUAAAAGUGGAUUCUGCAGAGCAUGAUGGAUUAGGUUUCAUGGAGGAUAUUACUGGCACCCUUUCUGAUUUAGUGACAUCACCUUCAUCUCAGGAAAUUAAAUGUGUUGAAAGCAUUGUUUAUUCCACUUUUAACCCACCUCCAAGUUACAGGAGAUUGGUUGGAGAUCUGAUUUAUAUGGAUGUAGUGUCACUAGAAGGAAAAAAGUAUUGCAUCACAGGAACCACUAGAGGCUUUUAUGUGAAUUGUAGCACAAGAAGUAGUCUGGAUCCAAGCCCAUCUAAACCUGCCCGUGAGGCAAGCACCCUAAUUGGUUUGUUGCAAAAGAUUAGCCCCAAGUUCAAGCAAGGUUUUCAUGAAAUUUUAGAACAGAAAGCAUCUGCACACCCUUUUGAAAGUGUCCAGUCUCUUUUGCCACCAAAUACAUGGCUGGGAUUAUAUCCUGUUCCAGAUCAUAAGAGAGACCCAGCUAGAUCAGAGGAUGCUCUUGCUCUUUCAUUUGGAACUGAGCUUAUUGGUAUGCAGAGAGAUUGGAAUGAAGAAUUACAAUCAUGUCGAGAGUUUCCUCAUAAGACUCUCCAAGAAAGGAUAUUGCGAGGAAGGGCUCUUUAUAAAGUGACAUGUGAUUUUAUUGAUGCAGCAAUUAAAGGUGCAAUAGGAGUCAUUAGCAGAUGUAUUCCCCCUAUUAAUCCAACUGAUCCAGAGUGUUUUCAUAUGUACGUGCAUAAUAACAUAUUCUUUAGUUUUGCUGUGGAUGCGGACCUUGAAUAUAUAUCCAAAACUCUAGAACCAAAUCUUCUGGCUAACUCUCGAGAUGCUGCUGGGAACUGUGAAGACAAAGUUCUAUGUAAUUCUUUAAGAAGUACCUCUAGCAAUAAGUUGCCUGGGGCCACUGGAAACUCUGGUUUGUGUACGUCGACAAACUCAGACAAGGAACAAAAACAAGAUGUUCCAGAUCUUACAACUGAUGCAUCUGCUGAGGUACAGAUUACUGAUAGUGAGCAGGCCACAUAUGCUUCAGCAAAUAAUGAUCUGAAAGGAACCAAAGCCUACCAGGAAGCUGAUGUCCCUGGACUUUAUAAUCUUGCAAUGGCUAUCAUCGAUUACAGAGGUCAUAGGGUGGUAGCACAGAGCAUCAUUCCUGGUAUCCUUCAAGGAGAUAAAUCAAAUUCGCUACUGUAUGGUUCCGUUGAUAACGGCAAGAAGAUCUGUUGGAACGAGUCAUUUCAUUCCAAGGUUGUAGAGGCGGCUAAACGGCUCCACUUGAAGGAACACACAGUCUUAGAUGGUUCUGGCAAUGCUGUCAAAUUAGCUGCUCCAAUAGAAUGCAAGGGUAUUGUAGGUAGUGAUGACAGGCACUAUCUUUUGGAUUUGAUGAGAGUGACUCCUCGUGAUGUAAAUUAUAUUGGCCCUGUGCACCGGUUUUGUGUCUUGAGGCCGGAGCUUGUUGCUUCAUUUUGUGAGGCUGAAGUAGCAGAGAUGUCACAGUCUAGUGCUAGAACCACAGAAAAGGUCCCAGAAGCACCAAAUCAAGAUUCUACUGGUGCUGAUGUAACAGAUAGUACAGAUGUCCACAUCAAAGCAGAUGAAGAAUGUGCCUCUGCACCUUCUGUGCAUAGUAUUUCAUCUGAGGAAAUACUUUUGAAUCCGAAUGUAUUUACUGAAUUUAAACUGGCAGGCAAUCCAGAGGAAAUUGCUGCAGAUGAAGCAAUUGUUAGAAAAGCUGGCUCUCAUCUUGUGGAUGUGGUUCUCCCAAAAUUUGUUCAAGAUCUUUGCUCUCUUGAGGUCUCACCCAUGGAUGGCAAAACUUUAGCAGAUGCAUUUCAUGCUCACGGAAUAAAUAUUCGCUAUCUCGGAAAAGUAGCUAAUAUGGUAAAGCAUUUGCCUCAUCUAUGGGAUAUGUGUUCCACUGAGAUUGUUGUUAGGUCAACAAAGCACAUCCUAAAGGAUUUGCUAAGGGAGUCUGAGGAUCAUGAUCUUGGACCAGCCAUCACACAUUUCUUUAAUUGUUUUACUGGGCAUGUUUCACCUGUUGGUGCAGAAGAUAGUUCAGACAAUAUUCAGUCAAAAGCCCAAAAGAAGGCCGAAGAAAACCACCAAUCUCCUCGUAAGCUCAUAAAGGGUCAAAUGAGUUGGAGCCAUGGAGAAUUUUCUAUAAAGGAUCACUUAGCACAUAUGCGUUUAACCUCUGAAGGACUAUGGUCCCGCAUUCAGGAAUUUGCAAGAUUUAAAUAUCAGUUUGAAUUACCAGAUGAUGCAAGGACCCGGGUAAAAACUAUUGCAGUUAUUCGCAAUCUGUGCCUAAAGGUAGGGAUAACGAUUGCAGCACGAAAGUAUGAUCUUGAUGCUUCACUUCCAUUUCAAACCUCAGAUAUAUUGAAUCUUCAACCCGUUGUAAAGCAUUCUGUUCCAAUAUGUUCAGAAGCAGAGAAUCUCAUGGAAUCAGGGAAAGCUAGGUUAGCUGAGGGACUGCUUAGUGAGGCCUACACCCUUUUUUCUGAAGCCUUUUCCAUACUUCAGCAGGUAGGCCCUUUUCUUUCAUGUUUCUUACCUGUACUAUCAUUCGGAGUUCUAAAUUUUAGUUACAUGUUACAGAUUACAGGUCCUUUGCACCAAGAUGUGGCUAGCUGUUGCCGGUAUCUUGCAAUGGUUCUAUAUCAUGCAGGUGAUGUGCCAGCAGCAAUUGUGCAGCAGCAUAAGGAACUGAUCAUAAAUGAGCGAUGUCUUGGUCUAGAUCACCCUGAUACUGCUCAUAGCUAUGGUAACAUGGCCCUUUUCUACCAUGGUCUAAAUCAGACAGAACUUGCUCUGCGACAUAUGUCUCGAACACUGCUUCUACUUAGUUUAUCAUCUGGUCCUGAUCAUCCUGAUGUUGCUGCAACCUUCAUAAAUGUUGCUAUGAUGUACCAGGAUAUUGGAAAUACAAAAACCGCUCUCCGUUACUUACAAGAAGCUCUUAAAAAGAAUGAACGGCUUCUCGGUCCUGAACAUAUUCAAACUGCAGUGUGUUAUCAUGCUCUUGCUAUUGCAUUUAACUCUAUGGGUGCCUACAAGCUUUCUGUUCAGCAUGAAAAGAAAACUCAUGGUAUACUUGUUAAGCAGCUUGGAGAGGAAGACUCAAGAACACAAGACUCAGAAAAUUGGAUAAAGACAUUUAAAUUGCGUCAGCGACAGGUGAAUGCACAAAAGCAAAAAAGACAAGCUCUGGAUUCAGCUUCUGCCCUAAUGGCUUUUAAUAUUUUAAAGGCAUAUCCUGAACUGCUACAAGCUUUCCAAGUUGCAGCCAGAUCUGGGAAUGCGAGCACAACGAUAAAUAAAUCUGUUGCUGGUGAGGCUCUUCCUCGUGGAAGGAGAGUUGAUGAGAGAGCAGCUCGAGCAGCAGCAGAAGUGCGUAAGAAAGCUGUGGCCAGAGGCAUUCUUGUACGCCAGAAUGUAAAUCCUGUCCAACGGCUGCCCCCACUGUCACAACUUCUCAACAUCAUCAAUUCAGGUUCUACACCUGAGGCUCCGACCAGUGAUCAAGCACAUGAUCCCAAGACGGAACCCAGCAGUGGGCCCGUGUCUGAUGGCUCUGCUGGAGCCAGUGUUGUCAAUGGAUCAAAUCACGAAGAUCAAGCUCCUGUUGGAUUGGGGACAUCUUUGGCUUCUUUGGAUUUAAAGAAACAGAAGUCCAAAUUAAAGGCCACACUAUGAGAGGAAGGCAGAAAAUUAGUUUUCUUUAUCAAGGCUAGACAACGGAUCGUCACAAAACUGAUUUAAUCAGGUUCUUAGUUCAUUGAGGAAUGGCCAAUUGGUCGACACUUUAGUCGGCAUCCAAAUUUCUUAAUAUGGUGACAUCAGGCUGAAGCCUGAUCAGCAGAAGAGACGCUAAAGUUCGCCAGUUGAUUUUUCUUUUUUCCUCCUCGAUGAUUUCCAUUUAUAAAUCUCGUUGUGUUAGAUUCUAAAUAAAACCAUUAUUGCAGUUUCUUUUUAGGUUUCAUUAGAGAUAAGUGGUUGUUCAGCCUGUGACAUCUUUAAGAGGUUACAUCCGAUCUUGUUCCCUUGA
This is a messenger RNA of Musa acuminata AAA Group (dessert banana), 4933 nucleotides long. Its product is annotated as clustered mitochondria protein. Gene Ontology annotation, cellular component: cytoplasm. Bases 247 to 4581 code for a protein of 1444 amino acids. The record is from RefSeq and is a predicted model, not a curated record. The transcript has 28 exons. Lineage: Eukaryota; Viridiplantae; Streptophyta; Magnoliopsida; Zingiberales; Musaceae. Gene Ontology annotation, molecular function: protein binding. Gene Ontology annotation, biological process: organelle organization.